GCCCCUUCUCCCUCCCGCCCGCGUCUCCCAUUACCAAUAUGGCGGCUCCCUGUGUGUCCUGCGGGAAAGCUGUUUCCUACCGCUUCUUUCUUGGGGCUAGGGUUAGUCUUGCCCGAGAACAAGGCCUCUGGAAAGCCGCGGCUGCUGAGGUGCAGACAGGUACCGCAUCCCAGAUAUUAAGGCUAAGACACACCACGGUUGUAUCAACAAAGAAAAAUAUUGCAGCCUUGAGACGUGAAACUUACACGCUGGAUUUUAUUAAAAAGCAGAUUGAAGAGUUCAACAUAGGAAAGAGACAUUUAGCCAACAUGAUGGGAGAAGAUCCGGAAACCUUUACCCAAGAGGAUAUCGAUAGAGCUAUCGCUUACCUUUUUCCCAGUGGUUUGUUUGAGAAGCGAGCCAGGCCAAUAAUGAAGCAUCCUGAACAGAUUUUUCCAAAACAAAGGGCAAUCCAGUGGGGAGAAGAUGGUCGUCCGUUUCAUUUUCUCUUUUAUACUGGCAAACCAUCAUAUUAUUCAUUAAUGCAUGAAGCAUAUGGAAAGAUACUAGAUGUAGAAAAACAUCAAAAUCAAUUGCGAGCUCAAGGUCUGUUUUCAGAAAAAACUAAAACCAAAGACCUGAUUGGCAGCAGAUGGCUGAUUAAGGAGGAACUAGAAGAAAUAUUAGUGGAGAAACUGUCAGAUCAAGAUUAUGCGCAGUUCAUUCGGCUGCUAGAAAGGUUAUUGACAUUGCAACGUGGUGGUGCUGAAGAAGAAUUUGUGCAGAGGUUUCGUAGGAGUGUAACUAUUCAAUCAAAAAAACAGCUGAUUGAACCUGUGCAGUAUGACGAGCAAGGAAUGGCCUUCAGCAGAAGCGAAGGUAGAAGGAAGAGCGCAGAGGCAGAAGCAGUUGUGUACGCUCACGGCAGCGGGAGGGUCAGCGUGAACGGCACCGACUACCUGCUCUACUUCCCUGUGACCCAGGACAGAGAACAGUUGAUGUUCCCUUUUCACUUCCUUGACCGGCUCGGAAAACACGACGUGGCCUGCACGGUCUCGGGCGGCGGGCGGGCGGCGCAGGCCGGAGCCAUACGCCUGGCCGUGGCGAGAGCCUUGUGCACCUUGGUCACCGAGGAAGAGGUCGAGUGGAUGAGGCAAGCUGGACUACUUACUGCUGAUCUACGUGUCAGAGAACGGAAGAAGCCAGGCCAAGAGGGAGCCCGCAGAAAGUUCACCUGGAAGAAGCGCUAAGUUUUCACAGGGAAGGAAACGCUGCGGGUGUGUGCCUGGCACGUGCAGACGCACGGUAAACAUUUGCAGGCCCAUGUGAGGGCAACACUAUCAGGCAUGUGUGUUGUGAGGUGAUUUAUUUUUAAGUGCUGCUUUGUAAAAGUCACCUUUUAAAAAUAAUUUUUAAAAAUGUUUA
Equus caballus (horse) is the source of this 1404-nucleotide messenger RNA. RefSeq names its product mitochondrial ribosomal protein S9 (gene MRPS9). Lineage: Eukaryota; Metazoa; Chordata; Mammalia; Perissodactyla; Equidae. Gene Ontology annotation, biological process: translation. The record is from RefSeq and is a predicted model, not a curated record. Gene Ontology annotation, molecular function: structural constituent of ribosome; RNA binding. Gene Ontology annotation, cellular component: ribosome; mitochondrial small ribosomal subunit.